This is a messenger RNA of Musa acuminata AAA Group (dessert banana), 975 nucleotides long. Its product is annotated as vacuolar iron transporter 1. Gene Ontology annotation, cellular component: vacuolar membrane. NCBI's taxonomy places the organism in Eukaryota, Viridiplantae, Streptophyta, Magnoliopsida, Zingiberales, Musaceae. The transcript is spliced from 4 exons. The coding region runs from base 28 to 789 and encodes 253 amino acids. Gene Ontology annotation, biological process: intracellular manganese ion homeostasis. Gene Ontology annotation, molecular function: iron ion transmembrane transporter activity; manganese ion transmembrane transporter activity. The record is from RefSeq and is a predicted model, not a curated record.
ACCGAGGAUACUCCUUCGGACGAUCAAAUGGCGCCUGAAGAGUCAUGGGAAGUCAACGGCACCUCAACGACGCCGUCGACGGCCGAGAAGCUGUUGGUGCACCACAAGGAGAACCACUUCACCGCGGGAGAGGUGGUGCGGGACGUCAUCUUAGGGGUCUCCGACGGCCUCACCGUCCCCUUUGCUCUCGCCGCCGGCCUCUCCGGCGCCAACGCCCCUUCCUCCCUCAUCCUCACCGCAGGCCUCGCCGAGGUCGCUGCCGGUGCCAUCUCCAUGGGCCUCGGCGGGUAUUUGGCGGCGAAGAGCGAGGCGGACCAUUACAUGCGGGAGCUGAAGCGGGAGCAAGAGGAGAUCCUUACGGUUCCCGACAUCGAGGCAGCAGAGAUCGGGGAAAUACUCGCGCAGUACGGGCUGGAGCCGCACGAAUACAGCCCCGUGGUGAACGCGCUGCGGAACAACCCACAGGCUUGGCUUGAUUUCAUGAUGAAAUUUGAGCUUGGAUUAGAGAAGCCAGACCCAAAGAGGGCACUGCAGAGUGCUCUAACGAUUGCUCUCUCCUACGUCGUGGGCGGACUGGUGCCCCUUUUGCCAUACGUGUUCAUCCCCAUCGCCCAGAAGGCCAUGUUGACGUCCAUCGGCGUCACCCUCGCGGCGCUGCUCUUCUUCGGCUACGUCAAGGGCCAGUUCACCGGGAACUACCCUCUCUCCAGCGCCGUCCAAACCGCUUUCAUCGGUGCUCUCGCGUCCGCCGCGGCCUACGCCAUGGCAAAAGUAGUCCAAUCCACCUGAGGCCAACGUGCGUGCGGCGCGAGUCCCCCAUCCGGUUUAAGUUUUGAUGUUGCGAAUCUGUAUUGCUGCUCUUUACCCUUUCAUGUAGAAGAACUAUUGCUGCACGAGAUGUUGCUAACUAUGUGAAUUAAUUUAGUUGUUUAAGGUUAUAAACUGCAACAAUAAACAUGGGACAGAUUGAUUCUU